AUGGAUUUAGUUGCAGGUGUUCGGAAGGAGGGCAGCCGCGGCGGCCGAGGAGACUUCAAAUGGACCGACGUCAAAGACUCGUCGCAUCGCGAAAACUACCUGGGCCAUUCGCUAAUGGCUCCAGUCGGUCGCUGGCAAAACGGGCGCGAUCUGGGCUGGUAUGCGAAAUCAGGCGAAGACGAUUCCGAAGAAGCAGCAGACAGAGCAAAGCGAGAACUGGAAGACGAGCGCCGUCGUGUCAAGGAGGCUGAGCAGGAAGCCAUGGCGCGCGCCCUGGGAUUGCCUGUUGCUCCCAAAACCUCGGAUGCCAAUUUGACACCCCUGGGUGGAGGCGAUGUUCGCAAGGCUGUUCAAGGAGUCACCGAGACCGAGGAUCGGGACGACGAAGGCGGCCGUGGAAUUGGAUUUGGCUCGUAUGGCGGCCAUGUUAUGGACGCACCUGAAGGAGAGAUAUUGGCACCUGUUGCCCGCGAGACAGCCGACCAAGGCGCGACAGGUCCAGAGACCGAGACCGCAGACGACACGAACACCGUGACCGCCACCAUCGUCGUGCGCAUGACCGUGGAGACCGUGAGGGUAGACGUGAGAGUGGGCGAGAUAAAAAUCGAGAGCGCUCUCAUCGAGACGACGACCACGAUCGCUCGGAACGCCACAAACACCAUCGGCGCGACAGGCGCCGUCCAUCCAGAUCUAGAUCCAGAUCCCCACGUCGCGAGGAGCAUCGUCAUGGCCGUGAAAGUGCUCGAGAGCAUGGUCCCCGAACUGACAGUCGACGUGAAGCUGAUCGGCAUGACCACAGAAGAGAGAGGAGACAUUCUGAUCGUGAACGUCGAACGUAGACGAUAG
Talaromyces rugulosus is the source of this 846-nucleotide messenger RNA. RefSeq lists its product as uncharacterized. The record is from RefSeq and is a predicted model, not a curated record. Bases 1 to 846 code for a protein of 281 amino acids. The transcript has 3 exons. NCBI's taxonomy places the organism in Eukaryota, Fungi, Ascomycota, Eurotiomycetes, Eurotiales, Trichocomaceae.